UCCGGUACACGCGGUCCGGGGUCCGUCGUGACAAACGUCGUGUCGUUAAAAACGUAAAUUCCAGAUUUUCCUCACGGAUUUACCGGAUUUUACGGUGGCUUGUAUGGUGUGAAAUUAACUAUAUUCGUGCAAGAAAAUGGCGCGAUACGGGCAAAGACCUGAGAAUGCUCUCAAAAGAGCAAACGAAUUCAUUGAAGUAGGGAAGCCAGCUCGGGCAUUAGAUACUUUGCAAGAAGUCUUCCGUAAUAAAAAAUGGACGUACAACUGGUCAGAGUCCGUUUUGGAACCGAUUAUGUUCAAAUACCUGGACCUUUGUGUCGAACUGAAAAAGUCGCACAUAGCGAAGGAAGGAUUAUUUCAAUAUCGAAACAUGUUCCAGUCGGUCAAUGUUGGAAGUUUAGAGAAUGUUAUACGUGGAUAUUUGCGUAUGGCAGAGGAAAAAACAAAUCAGGCAAGGAAACAGAGCCAACAGGCUGUAAUAGACAUAGACGAUCUUGACAACUUGGCUACACCUGAGAGCAUUUUAUUGUCUGCUGUCAGUGGAGAAGAUGCGCAAGAUAGAAGUGACCGUACCAUCCUAACACCUUGGGUGAAAUUUUUAUGGGAAUCUUAUUGCCAGUGCUUGGAAUUACUUAGAACCAACGCGCACGUAGAAACGUUGUAUCACGAUAUCGCGCGUAUGGCCUUCCAAUUUUGUCUCGAAUACAGUCGUAAGACUGAAUUUCGUAAACUGUGCGAGAAGUUGAGGAAACAUUUAGAAGAAAUUUGUAAAUUACCUGCACUCGUCUCGAAUGUUUCCAUGAACAGAGCUGAGACGCAACAGCUGAACCUUGAAACGCGAUUGAAUCAGCUUGAUUCUGCUAUUCAAAUGGAACUAUGGCAGGAGGCGUUCAAGUCUUCUGAAGAUGUGCAUGGUAUGAUGAACUUGUCCAAGAAGCUUCCGGUACCAAAAACCAUGGCCAAUUAUUAUCAGAAAUUGGCCAUGGUUUUCUGGAAAGCAGGCAACUAUCUUUUCCAUGCCGCUGCACUGUUCAAAUUGCUGCAGCUUUCCCGUGAAAUGAAAAAGAACAUGUCAAUGGAAGAACAGCAGAGAAUGGCCAAUCGCGUGUUAUUGGCUACAUUGUCUAUUCCACUGCCAUCGGCUCAUCCAGAAUUUGAUCGUUUCAUUGAAACGGAUAAAAGUCCAUUAGAGAAGGCUCAGAAGCUUGCUACGCUUCUGGGACUCACUCAGCCGCCGACAAGGGUUUCCUUGCUCAAAGAUAUUGUUCGUUUGAACAUAGUAAGUUUAGCAUCUCCGCAAUUGCAAGAACUAUACUCGUGGCUGGAAGUCGAAUUCCAUCCUCUGGAGCUGUGUAAUCGAGUAGAUUCUGUCAUUCAGACUCUACAAACCGACGAAAAUAGUCCGUUGGUUCAGUAUAUUCCAGCCUUGCAGGACGUAACACUUGUUCGUUUGGUUCAUCAAAUAUCGCAGGUUUAUCAGACCAUACAGUUUGCUAGGCUUCUGGAACUUGCAAAAUUUACGACAGACUUUCAUCUGGAACGUCUCUUGGUCGACUGUGUAAGAUACAACGACAUGCAAAUACGAAUUAAUCACGGAAAGAAAUGUGUCCACUUUGGAGUCGAUCUGUCCGAGGCUCAGAGGGAGGAUCAUCCGGAUGGUCCAGUCCUGCAAGCGAUGCCCUCGGAACAAAUUCGUUGUCAGCUUGUAAAUAUGGCGACUGUGUUGCAUAGAGCGAUCAAUAUUAUAAAUCCGAAUAAAAAGAAGGCGGAACGCGAGAAAACGCGUACUGCGAUGGUGGGUCACUAUCACGAAACGAAAUUGAAGGAACAUCAACGAAUUCUCGGAAGGCACAAGAUCAUAGAGGAAAGGAAGGAGUAUAUCGAGCACAUAAACACCGUCCGAGAAGAGGAGGAGAUGCGUAGACAGGAGGAAUUGCAGAGGCAGCAAAUGUUGGCUGAGCAGAAGAGGCUCGAACAGGAGCGGGAGGAGCGUGAAAGAAAACGGCAGCAAAGUGAAAUACAACAGAUCAAGGAUCGCCACCUCAAAGAGAAGAUGCAACAGAUCUCUCAAACUAGUCACGGUCAGAAGGUACUCAAGAAAUUGGACGAGGAUGAAAUCAAGAAAUUGGAUGCGGAACAGAUCGCGGCCCGGGAAGCAGAAGAGUUGCAGAAGGAACGCAGAGAAAUGCAACAGAAGCUGAAGUCUCAGGAGAAGAAGAUCGAUUAUUUGGAACGUGCCAAACGUAUAGAAGAGAUACCGUUGCUGGAGAAAGCGGUCGAGGAGAAGAUGGAGCUGGCCAAGCAACGCUGGGAGCAACAAGAAGCGGAAAGAAUCGCCGCGGCUAUCGAGGAGAGACAGCAGGCUGUCGCGACCAGAGAACGUAUGGCUAGAAUGAAGGAGGACCACGAUAGUUUCUUGGCGAAGAUUCUCGCCGAACGGAAGAGUAUUUACCUUGAAAAGCUGACAGAAUUCGAAAAAGUAUUGAACGAGGAGAGAACAAGUAGAUUACUGAAGCGCAAGGUUGAGCGUAAGGCUGAACGGAAAGAAAAAUGGGAGAACGAACGUGCUGAGGCGUUGGAGAGAAAACGCGAGGAGGAAUUGCGUAUUAAGCUGGAAGAGGAGAAGCGACGAGUCGAGGAGGAGAAGGCAAAGAAGGAGGAAGAAGAGAGAGCAAGACGUGCCGAAGAGGAAGCGAAGGAAGCCGAACGUUUGGCGAAGAUCGAGAAACAGGCCGAGAUUACGAGAGCCAGGGAAGCCGAGAUCGAACGGAAGUUGGAGGAAGAAAGACAGAGGGACAAGGAAACGCCUGACACAUGGAGACGUCAAAAUAUACAAACGAAACCAACAACGGAAAUGUCUUGGCGUCGAAACAUUGACUUGAAGGAGGACGGUAUUAAAGAGGACGGACGUUGGAAGAGACGCGAAGCAACGGAUAAUAAAUGGCGAAAAGACGAUAUAGAAAAACCGAAGAAAGAUGGCGAAAGACCUGAAAGGAUCGAAAGACCCGAUAGGUCCGAAAGGCCCGAACGAUCCGAAAGGCCCGAACGAUCCGAAAGGCCCGAACGAUCCGAAAGGCCCGAACGAUCCGAAAGGCCCGAACGAUCCGAAAGGCCCGAAAGAUCCGAAAGGCCUGAAAGAUCCGAAAGACCUGAAAGAUCCGAAAGACCUGAAAGGUCAGAAAGAACUGACAGAUCGGAAAGAUGGCGACGGGAUGACUAUGAUAAGGAUGAUGCUCGAGAUAGGGACAGGGAUAGAAUAGAUAAAGAUCGUGGAAUGGACGGACGUUCGAUACGCGAUAUUCCACGUGAUUCGAUAUCGGAUGGAGCUCGCCGCGGUGGCAGGAUGCCCGAACGUCGUGGAUUUACUGUUGGCCAUCGUCGCGAUGAACCGAUGCGUAGUAGCAACAAUUGGCGCGACAAAAGCGACGCGGUACAAAAUUCUCCUCGGGAUGCACCACCCCCCAGACGCGAGGAAAAGCGGGAUGAUUUGAAAGAUGACAGACUUCCACCGAAACACGACGAAAGAAGGCGACCACCAGAGGACGACGGAUGGUCGCAGGUCAGUAGCCGGCGUUAAUAUAGGACUUGGAAACUACCUAUAGAAGCAACGAUUUACUAUUCAUCAAGAACAGUGCAUAAUACGCAGUUAGACUUAUGCCUGGAACUAUAUGGUGGGCCCAAUUCUACCGUUUUGUGCACCGCUUCGUUUCUCCUCCGAUAUACUCGUAACGAUUCAAAGAAAGCACAAAGACGAUCGAUCGUUAGUCAAUUCACGCAUGUGUCAUCACGUGGACUAAAAGAAACAGAAAGAAAACUGUAAAACACUAUUGACAGAUAACAAUGAGUAUCUAUGAUUUUUUUUAACAAUCAUGCAGCACACGAAUUUUUUUAAAAUCAACAGCUCACUGCGUUAACCUGCAUUAGAGUUUGUAAAAAAAAAACGAGAACAGUCGGGACAGUAUACAUAAUUAAUUAGUCUGUUACAAUUGUAUGUGAAAUAUGAAUCAGUGUCAGAGCAGAAGAGAUGGUGAAUUGUAUGGGUGCCGAAGAAUUGAAUUGGCUAGGUAAACUAACUAAUGGCAGAGGUGGAAAGUUUCAAAACAUCAAUAAAGUUUUCUUGUAUCCCAAUUGUAAUGUUAAUUCUUUUGUUUUUUUGUAUGAAGUCUGUAACGUCGUG
Molecule: messenger RNA, 4177 nt
Organism: Dufourea novaeangliae
Lineage: Eukaryota; Metazoa; Arthropoda; Insecta; Hymenoptera; Halictidae
Gene: eIF3a
Product: eukaryotic translation initiation factor 3 subunit A
Exons: 5
Coding region: 137-3577 (1146 amino acids)
Biological process (GO): translation reinitiation; formation of cytoplasmic translation initiation complex
Cellular component (GO): eukaryotic translation initiation factor 3 complex, eIF3m; eukaryotic translation initiation factor 3 complex, eIF3e; multi-eIF complex
Molecular function (GO): translation initiation factor activity; mRNA binding
Source: RefSeq, a predicted model, not a curated record